AGAAGUAAAAUAAAGAUUUUGAUUUGGAGAAAUGAUGGUAGGAGAAAAAAAGCAAAAGCCAAGAGGGAGAAAAGCUUAAUUAAAUGAAAUAUUAGGGAGAUUACUAUAAUUUGCAGAAAUAUAUUAGUGACUAGCUGGAGCACAAGAUCUCCUGCAGGGUUUUAGAAUAAUCCCAAGAGAUCAAUGAAUCACUAACGCCAUCCCCCUAGGGUUUAAGCAAGGCCCCCUUUUUCGAAAAAAACACACACACACAAAAUGGCAAAUUCAAUGGCUGUUCUCUCACGCAGGCUUUACCGUUCCCUUCUCUCAUCAAACCCAAAAAUUUCACAGCUUUCAAUGCCCUUUUGCACCUCCUCCUCCACCACCACCACCACCACCACCACUAACAACCUCUCUUUUCGUGAAGAAGAGUCUGAAUUGGACGGCUCAGACACUCACUCAGUCCCCAACUCAACCACCUCAAGUUCACCAUCAUCAUCAACAACAACAUCUGAAGGAUCGAGCGGGUCACGAAUGGUCCAGGAUCGUCCCCUUGAAAAUGGCCUUGAUGCUGGCGUUUACAAGGCGAUAUUGGUGGGGCAGGUGGGGCAGAAUCCAUUGCAGAAGAAGUUGAGGAGUGGGAGGGAGAUAACGAUUUUCUCAAUGGGGACAGGUGGGAUUCGCAAUAAUCGAAGGCCAUUGCAGAAUGAGGAUCCAAGGGAGUAUGCAAAUAGGUGUGCUGUUCAGUGGCAUCGAGUUUCAGUCUACCCAGAGAGAUUAGGUCGUGUUGUAAUGCAGAAUGUUUUGCCCGGGACAAAUAGAAAAUUGAAAAGAAGUGAGAGGGGAGAAAGAUAAAGCCAAGAAGAGAAGAAAAGGAGCUGGGGAAGAGAAAGAAAUGAGCUGAAGAAGAGAGGAAAAUUAGGGGAGGAAAACUAAAAGUUGGUAACUUUUUUAUCUAUUCAUCAUCAACUAACUACAAUGUUAAAAAUUACAUUUAAAGUAAAACCCUAAAACAAUCAACAAUUACGCUAAAGGCCUGAAGUCUAAAAUAGAAUAACUUCAAAUCUAAUAAUAAAACUCAAAUAAAAGUCCAAAUAAAUUAAACCCAAUAACAUAGGCUAAAGCCCAAUCUCCCAUUCAAAGAACAAUAGGUUGGGCUACCCUCCAUCAUCUAUGAUCAUACGUGACCGGUGUCCCCACUAGUUUCUCAAAGCAAGAAGAAACAAUGUUCAUUUGUCUUUACAGCAACAAAAUCAUUUAAAUGAGGAGUUUGUAUAUCUUAUUUUCGUGGUUUUAAUAUUCUAGCAUUUAGGCUGUGAUGAUGCUUUAAUCAUUUGGCUCAUACAUAGGGAAAUAUAAUUUCGUUAUAUAUUAAACCAUGUCUUAGAUCUGGUGUCCCCGCUAGUUUCUCUAAGCAAGAAGAAACCAUGUUCAUUUGUCUUUAUAGCAACAAAAUCAUUUUAAAUGAGGAAUUUGUAUAUGUUAUUUUCAUGGGUUUAAUAUUCUAGCAUUUAGGCUGUGAUGAUGCUUUAAUCAUUUGGCUCAUACAUAAGGAAAUCUAAUUUCGUUAUAUAUGUAUACGCUUUCUUUGAACUGGUGGAUGUAUGUUAUUUAGCCGUAAAGCAAUAGCUGUCUGAUCAGGAGGUCUGGAUGGCUGUGAAGAAUGCUGGAGUUAUAUUAAUGUAAAAAUUAUGAGUAAUUCUACUAGCUUUUUAAGAUAACUAUAGAUAGUAGCUGUGAAUUUGCUUACUUGAAAUGUUAAGAAAAAACAGAGAUGUUAACUUGAUGUUUUAAGAACUCUGCAAAUAGAAUUUCUAAAAUGUGGUGAAGCCCUAUUCAGUACUCUUUAUACCAUCAACAGUCAAUAUGUGAUCUAUAGUAAAAGUUUGAUCUACUAAUUUUACAAGGUGAAAAUGCAGAAUAUGUGAACAGUUUCUGUGCUUUGUAAAAACCUUCCCAAUUGGGUAUUGCUAUUAGCUACUUGAAUUGGUGAAAAUGCAGAAGCCCUAGCUUUUGUUGUGUUCUGGGGACCUCUUGUGGACUUGUAGCAGUGGUUGACCGAUGUAUGAACUGUUUAGGUGCCUGUUAGGGAUCAGUUAGUGAUGAAUCUCUUCCCUAUCUAGUGUCGUUAGCUUAUUAACUCUAGAUGGGUAUCAUUUUGUUAUUUACUUCUUGAGGUUGGCCUUUUUCAACCUAAAGGUCCAGCCUUCUCUUCUUGUGAUACGUGUCUCUGGAGUUUCUUAUGUUGUGAAAUCAUCUUUUGUACCUGUGCUUCUUGAAUUUUCUUGACAUUUGACUUUAACUUUUGGUUACUAUGGACAUCUUUGUUGCUAUCUGACUAGUUUUGU
Populus trichocarpa (black cottonwood) is the source of this 2327-nucleotide messenger RNA. Its product is annotated as single-stranded DNA-binding protein, mitochondrial. Gene Ontology annotation, biological process: mitochondrial DNA replication; positive regulation of helicase activity. Gene Ontology annotation, cellular component: mitochondrial nucleoid. Lineage: Eukaryota; Viridiplantae; Streptophyta; Magnoliopsida; Malpighiales; Salicaceae. The record is from RefSeq and is a predicted model, not a curated record. The coding region runs from base 256 to 834 and encodes 192 amino acids. The transcript is spliced from 3 exons. Gene Ontology annotation, molecular function: single-stranded DNA binding.